Messenger RNA from Bacillus rossius redtenbacheri, 6235 nucleotides. It is a transcript of the gene Nup205, whose product is annotated as nuclear pore complex protein Nup205. Bases 180 to 6044 code for a protein of 1954 amino acids. Lineage: Eukaryota; Metazoa; Arthropoda; Insecta; Phasmatodea; Bacillidae. The transcript has 34 exons. Gene Ontology annotation, biological process: nuclear pore organization. The record is from RefSeq and is a predicted model, not a curated record. Gene Ontology annotation, molecular function: structural constituent of nuclear pore. Gene Ontology annotation, cellular component: nuclear pore; nuclear pore inner ring.
UUACUCUAUGUAUAUGACCGUGGUGUAUAUCUAUGGGUGUGUGUCUGAAGUUCGUUGAUAAGAAUUGCGGUAGUUUGCUUAUUCAAAAUUUGUAUUAAACGUUGAGUGAAUUUGAAUUUAUAUUAAUUUUUCGCACAUUCAAAUUUUAUUUAAGUAUCAAGACUUUACUGUUUUUUUUGAUGGAGGAAGCCAUCGCCUCGGAUGAUGACAGAAGCAACGACCUUUGGCAGCCGUACAAGGAGCUGCUAAACAUUGUAACAGCAAUGAUGUACAGGCCGACCAGUGAGAUCUUUGAAACUGCCCAGAAUGUGUUACGAACCCACCGUCAAAAUUUUUUGACUUUGCUUAGAAAUCCUCCGAAGAAUGCCCAAAGCCGGCAAAACUUACUGCAAGGCAUCAAGGAGGGCAUAACUCUCCCGGGGGUUGGCCACCAGUUGCUGCCCAGGGAGCUGGUUGAUGAGGCCAUCAUCAUCUCCGACAUGUACGACUUGAACGAGUAUUUGGCCCUCGACCUGCUGUUCACAGCGCACCAGCAGAUGCCAUUUCACCCGGGUCAGACGCGCGGCCUGGUGGCCGUCCUGCUGUACUACGACGGGCGGAAGGCGCUCGUCACGGCUCUCAAGCUGCUGGUGAAUGCUCGGCGAGGGGUCAGCUGGGAAGCCGACUGUGAUCCAGACAUCACCGCCUACAUCACCCAGUACACCAAUAAGCUCAUGGAGGAUGGCCUCUUGUCCAACAUACUAGACACUCUGGAGUGCCUGGACGUGGCCAAGGAGCUGGAGCUGCUCCAGCAGAACCGUGCCCUCGGAAACCCCAAGCACCAGCACGAGGUGGUCACCCUGUUCGAGGGCACGCGCCAGGCCCUGGCCAGCAUCGUGUUCCUGUGGGCGGUGCAGUCCGGCCUCCCGCGGGAGCCCGCCUUCAGGCUGAUGAACCAACUGAAGACAUAUAAGAUCCAGGAGCACGCAUCGGGGGGUGUUGAUGACAUACAUCUUGCGCUGGAGAUGGCCCUGCUUUAUGCGUUAGACCUGAGUGCCCUGCAGCGUCGUGAAGACACUGAUGAGUUUGUGCGUAACCUGCCGUUGCUGGUGGACCAGUCGUUGGUGGUGGACCUGAUGCGGGAGCUGAGUCCCGUGGGGCGGCAGUGGGACUGUGUGGGACUCCAGGCGCUCACACAGCUGGCCUUUGGACUAGCCCUUACCACCCUGCGCACUGCCCCUCAGUGCUUGCACCCCGCUGGAGACCGCAACUUCCUCGAUGAAGACGAGGUGUUAGUGGAUACGGCAUUGGAGCUGAAAGUGUUUGACUUCCUUCAUUCUACGUUCUUGGGGAAUGCCACAUUCUUCAAAGAGGAGUACUACCUGCGACGUCUGCACGUGCUGCUGACGGACCUGAUCCUGCUCAUGCCCCUGAAAGUGAAGGAGCUGCGGGACAGGGACGACGAAGCCGCUCACACCACCCAGAUGUACGCCCAGGAAGGUCUGGAUCCUCCGACACACCUGAGCCACCACUUUGAGCACUUGCUGCUGACAGUUGCCCGACUGUACCAGGACAACCCUCUGGGGCUUGACCUCGCUGUGGAGUACUGGUGCCCCGUCGAUGCUGGUUUUGAGUCAUUUCGCACCCAGCCACGCCAGGUGGCCCUGUUCAAGUUUGUGCGAAAUGCAGGUGAUGUACUCCCAGCCACUUUGUUUGUACCAUACCUGAAGAUGGUGCGCAGCCUCGCAUCAACAACUGAGAGUGCUCGGCACGCCUUCAACAUGCUUAAACAGAACAGCCAUGGCAGUUCAAGCAUUCUUUCCUGGGACCACUUCUUCUCAUCAUUCGAGAGGUACUACAGCAACUUGCGGCAGGAGCUUCCUCCAACGAGCGACACAGUCUACCGCCACCGCAGCUACCCUCGAGGCAUCACCCCUCAGGAGAUCCAGGGCCUUCAGGCAGUUCUUGCUCUCAUGAGGACCAUUGCUGAGCUGAACGAGAGUGCACGGGUGGCACUGUGCAGCGGGCCACAGUGGAUGGCCAUGACGGUGCUGCUGGGGCUCGUGAGCUGCUCCGUGCCCAUCCCCUUGAAGGCAGAGCUGCUGCUGACCCUUGCUGCGCUGGCCCGCUCCCCCAGCACGGCAGCUACUCUCUGGCACAGCCUGGAGGCUUCCCAGAUACUGACCACCGUGCCCAGCACCUGCAGCUACCAGCCUCGGGGCAUCCAGACGGAGCUAGAAGAGGUCGAGAGUCGCAACGAAGAGUUCCCACUGACUCGCGCUCUCCUCCACUUGCUGGAUGUGCUGACGGAUGUGCAGGUGCCCAGUCUGCUGGGCGUGGGGAUGCGCACUCCUGGCUUUGACCCGUACCUCAAGUUUGUCCUGAACUCUGUGUUCCUGCGCUUCAACUGCCGUGCCUAUAAAAAUCCCCAUGAAAAGUGGGAGGUGUCUCGAGGCUGCCUCAAGCUGCUCGUGAAGUUUAUCUCCCAGUACGAGCCUCAGGCGGAGGAUUUUGUGGGCAGGAAAGUUGACCUGCAAGGCGGUGGGAUCACUCACGUGAACCCCUCUCCCGGCCACCAGAUCAUGCUGUGCCUCAACACCAAGUCGGAGCACCUGAGGCUGGUGCUGGAGGUGAUCCACAUAGGCUGCCAGCUGCUGGACGCCUACCAGCCAUUCCCCGGCAAGGAGGCCCUGGAGGACACCACGCUGCUGUGUCUGGAGCUGCUGAGCGGGGUUCUGGGACUGCAGCAGGCCUUCCUCACGGCGCUGGGCAAGUCGGGCUGUCAUCUGCUGAUCACCGGCCUCAGCAAGCUGCUGCGCGAGAUGAACCCGUGCAGCGGCAGCCCCGACCAUCUCCUCAAUGUGGCCAGGUAUGUGACUUACAACUAUUGGCUGCCUCACCACGCUCUGAACGCAGUGCGCAUCUUGCUGUCCGUCACGACCAGCCCGACCAUCCACACCCAGCUGGUGGGGCUGUUCACGUCCACGCCAUCCCUCACCUUGGAAAUACGCCAGGCAUUUGUGGAGUGCUUGGACGCUGAGAUACAGGGUGACGACGAGGAAGGAAAGGUGCGCACGGCUUUGAAGGAAGACAUUUUGAAGCUGCUGCUGCAAUGUCUUGACCACGGCUGGCCCAACACCUCUCACUACCUGUUUGGCUUCCAGCUCAACCAGGACAUCAAGAAAAUGGUUUUCCGCCAGGCCGGUGUGAUGGGGACGCCCAGGAACUGCCUGCAUGCCCUCACGUCGCUGCUGAACGAGCACGUCCUCCUCCCGGGGGGUGCACAGCUACAACUGGUGCGGCCGGGUGUGGUGGAGCUGGGCUACCACACCCUGUAUGCUCUCUGCGCAAACCUGCUGACCUCGGACCCCGUGCUACGCUUUCUGCGCUCCUGCGGCGACUUUCUGGCACUGCACGUCGCCGCCCUGCCCUUCACUGGCACUGACAGAGUGAAAGAGCUGAGCCAGAUGUCGUGGCUACUAAAGACUGUCGCGGUGGAACUGAAGGUGACUGCGAGGAAGCGACAGCAGUCUCACCUGUCAGCUCUGGUGCAGCAGCUCGUGCUGAAGCCAGAAGCUAUCGCCGAGGCCACCAGUGCUCGUGCCUCCUUCCUGCGCUCCAUCGACGUGGCCUCAGAGACCGUGGCCUUGAUGGAACCAACUCUGCCUGACAAUCGAAAAGUAGAACUAAUAGUCCACUUGAUCUCUUUUAUUGAAUUUUCUAAAGAACCAGAAACUUCACCAUCAUGGGAAUUUUUCGACCCAGACCAGAUUGAGCAGGUGUUUCUUAAGUGUGAAACCGGCGGCACCUCAAGGCCCAGGCUGGUUGACAUCAAGCAGCUGCACCGUGUCCUAAUGGACGAGCUGCACCUGGUGCAAGGCACUUCCACAGCCGGACAACGGCAGCUCAUACUGCAGGAGAUCGAGAGCAUCCUGGAGUAUGCGGUCGGGUGCAAUGCCCGGCUGGCGCGUGUCGCAGCCAGCUUGCAGCUGAUGGAGGCCUGGAGCGAGGUGGUGGGCACUCUGUUCGCCGUCACCCCCGCUGACAUCCUGCCCUUGGAGCAGCGCACCCAGCUGCUGGUCGAGACGGUCCACAAGCUCCUCUCUGAGGUGGUGAGCGAGAGCGAUCAAGUGGUGCCUCAGCUGGCCAUGCAGUGCUCUACGGCCGUGAUGCUGCUGCUUGUGAACCUCCGUGCCAGCCUGGUGGCUCGCCGGCUGCAGGAGCGCCAUGCCGCCGCCGCACUCAGCCCGGCCCUCGUCCGCACCGCCAAGAGCGACGCCUCCAUGACCCUCGUGCUCAACAACCUCCUCAGCUGGAUCCUGACCUCUGGAGGGAAGUCGCAAAAAAUGCGUGCGUACCUGUUCGCCUCUCUGCUCAACUACCUGUUCGUCAUGUGUGACAACACUGGGCCAGUCCCCUCUGGAGGUGCCUCCUCGCUGCGGUACUUCUUCCACCGUCUGGACAGCUCUCAGUACGUGCCGUCAGAGCCCCGCCUCGCCAGCAUGCGCCGCAGUGUGUUGGAGGGAUUGGUGCGCGUGGGUGACAGCCUCAUCCAGACUCUGUGUCGCGACUGCACCAGCGGACACCAGAUAUGCAAGAUCCUGGCAUUGUCUACUCUGGACAAGCUGCUGAGCCUGGAGCACCACAAGGUCUGGAUCGCGAUCCUGGGGCGCGGCUACAUCAAGCGCCUCGUCUGCAGCCUCCAGAUCCUGGACCAGCAGCUGGCAGCAGCCCUGGAGCCCGUCCCAGACACACUCAACCCGAUCUUCGUGUACGAGUCUCUCAUGGCAUUGCUGUGUCGAGUUGCUUCAACAGCUGAAGGUGCCCGAAUGUUGUUGGAGAAUGAUGUGCUUGGCUGUCUGUGCUCACUCCAAAUCCUAGACAGGCACCCUGACAUCAGGACUAAAAACACGCCUAAGCUGGUGACAGUGGAGGAGGACUUCUUCACGUCGGUGAGUGCGCGCUACAUGCAGGUGUUCCUGCCGGCACUCAACCUUUGCGACGCACUCAUCACCACGCUCGGGACUGAGAACCUGCAGUGCAUGGCUGAGAUUCAACGUUUCCUAGUCAGUCACAAGGACGUGGUCAGCCUGGUCCUGCACUCGGGCAGUCCUCACGUCGAGGAAAUCUUCCUGAAAGAACUGGCACGGUUGACUGGCAUCAUAGCCUGCGUCUCUUACCCAGAUAUCUCCCCGUCGGAGCAGCAGCCAGACCUCGAACGCACUCGCAAGCAGAUGCUGUGCUUGUUCUCGCGCUUCCUCAUGUGGGAGGGGCUGCGUCAGUGGCACUCCCAGGAGCGCGUGCUGCACUUCUUCCAGACCGCCUGCCAUGCCACGCAGUUUGCUCGCUACAUUGUCACGCGCUGCGCUACUCGGGCACACGCCGUCGGCAUCGUCUUCCGCCCUGUGUUGGCUGAUGCCAACCGUGUUCACACAGAUGCGUGGGCGGCCGGUGGCGGGCGAGGAGAGGUGCCGACACUGGGGUCGGUGGUGCAGCAGUUGGUACAGUGCGUGGACCACCACCACCGGGAGAGGGCUAGCUUGGAGGCGCUGGGCAACAAGCUGGCCGGCACUGCCUCCAUGACCACCGCCGAGCUGCACCAGGUGCUGGGGGAGGACGACUCGACUGGCGCGGAAGGAGUGGAGAGCGCGGGAGAGCUGCGGGUGCUCGUGGCCCAGCGACUGGACCGCUGCACAGCCAUGAAGCGGCGGGAGCUGGAGCUGUGCGCCAACCUGAUAGAGAGCACGCUCUACCUGCUGUGGUGCCACCUGGACAUGUACAUGCGACGUGCCAUUCCGCACUCACGUUUCUCCCUCACCUUGGUGGACCAGGCAGAGCACGACUACACAACACCAUUUGCAGAGAGUGGUUGGAAAGUGAUGCUUGAUGAAAUCAGCCAGUUAAAGCAGGGUUUGGUGUCAGUUUUUAAUGACAGUUUCAGCCGGAAGCUCGUGGAAACUGCUCAGGAAGGAUCAUCACAAGAUGAUGUGUCAGUGCAGAGAGAUUUCCUGGAAGUGAUGCUGCGAAGGAUCAAGAGGUUACUGCAGUUUGUCCCAGUCAAGUGAUGUGUGAGACACAGAUGUGUGUUUUAACAAGCAAAAACUCUACCUCUGGCAUGCGUUGCUUUCCAUGAGAAACGAGAAACUCAUACUUAAAGUUGCAAACUAAAAGAACAUUUUCAUGUGCUUUGCAACCUGUUUUUUUUUUUUGUACUGGCAAAAAUAUUUAUGUUCAAUAAAUGUUAAUGGUAUUUUUA